Molecule: messenger RNA, 2040 nt
Organism: Branchiostoma belcheri (Belcher's lancelet)
Lineage: Eukaryota; Metazoa; Chordata; Leptocardii; Amphioxiformes; Branchiostomatidae
Product: kelch-like protein 21
Exons: 1
Coding region: 1-2040 (679 amino acids)
Molecular function (GO): protein binding
Source: RefSeq, a predicted model, not a curated record
AUGUCAGAAGAGGAAGCAGACGCCCCUAGUGAUGACUUUGACUACGUCUUCGACGACAAAGGAGAACUGCAAGUUUGUGACACCCGCCACGGCCGACGUCUUCUGCAGGGGGUACGCCGGAUCAACGCUAACCAGGAGGGCGAGUUCGCUGAUCUGCUGAAAAGCAUCGAGAAGAAUCUGGUCACUCUGGUUAUAACCGAAGACGAGAAGGGAAAUAAGCUGCAGUACCCGAAACUGCAGUCUGACUUGGCACCGGCGAUGACCGCUUUAAACGAGUCCAGAACAACGCACACGUUAUGUGACGUCGUCUUGUGCGUCGGCGACACAAAGUUUCACUGUCAUCGGGCGGUCCUGGCUGCAUCUAGUCCUUUCUUCGCCACGCUUCUGCUCGGAGAGUUCAGAGAAAGGAAAGACGAGAAGGUACGAUUGAACGAUGUGCCUUCCCACAUAGUGAGUGAUGUCUUAGACUACUUUUAUACCGGAUCUAUAUACAUCAGAAACAGUAAUGUAGAGUCUAUGCUUCACGCGGCUUCGCUGUUCCAACUCAGCUCCGUCGUGACUGCCUGCUGCAAAUAUCUCUCGCGCCAGCUCGACUCCGACAACUGUUUCGGUAUCUUACACUUUGCAGAGUUCUACUCCUGCAAAACCCUGGUAGAAGAGGCUAGAGCGUUUGCCAUGGACAACUUCCCAGACACUGUUAGAACUGGAGAGUUUGAGCUUCUCUCCUAUGACCAGGUUCUGUUCUUCCUCACCGACGAGAGAUGCCAGUGGUGUAAAGAAAGCGUGUAUGAAGCGGUCAUGAAAUGGACCAAGUCCGACACAACUCGGCUCCAGUUCUUACCGGCAUUGCUGCGAUGCGCUGACCUUCGUCUGAUGACUGAGGACUACUUCAAGUUUAACGUGAAGCAUGAGCCGUUGAUCCAAAAUGACCCAGAAUGUUUCGAAAUGAUCCAAGAAGUCGAGGAAGAUCUGUUCCAGCAGAGAACACAGCGCCUGCCUGCGGAGAUACUAGUACAGGUAGGAGGCAUCAGCGGCAGUGAGGCGGCCGGACACAAGCCUGUCAAGGUCCCGUACAUGGACUGUCUGGGCCCGUGGCGAUGCUCCCAUGCUAUCCUGUCCGACCUUCCCUUCAGCCUGGUCUCCAAGAACUGCUAUUUGAACGUCCUGGCCAUGGAUGACGACAUCUACAUCCUGGCCUCGAUGGAGCGGUGCCAAGCUGAGGACCCGAGAGAGAUGCAGUUCUGGAGAUAUGUCUCUUCUGCCGACCUGUGGUUGCGCCUGCCCGAACCCCUGACGUUUCACCAGGGCCAGUUCGGUUUUGUGGCCGCUGGGGGGCGACUUUACGCCAUAGGGACCAACAUGACUGCCGAGAAAGGCGCGGAGUGCUACGAGUCCUUCUCACCACGGAACAACCGAUGGAGGAAGAUAGCCCGAGUGCCGCACACCGUGCACAAAACCGUCACGUCGUCGUGUAAGGACAAAGUGGUGGUCAUGGGCUACUGGGAAGGACGACACGAAAACUUUUAUGUCCAAACUUACGAUUCCUCCACUGAUAACUGGGAGCACUACGACGUAGACUCUUACCACUGCGGAAAACCGCAGUACCAGAGCGCUGUCCUCGGCUCCAAGAUUUACCUGAUGCCCUUGCUUGGGAGACGUUUUUCCAUGUGCGCCUUUGACGUGGAAAGCCGGGAGUUCGAGAAGCUUCCCAUGCCGCAACAAAGCCACCUGCACGGCGGCAUGGCUGUGGUGAACGGGAAAAUCGUCCUGACCGGCGGCAGCGACUAUUUCAAGGCGUACACCUGCCCCGUGAUCGAGCUGUUGGACCCGGAGCGGAGGGAGUGGCUGGACGUGGGGCGGCAGGUGGAACACCUCAGGCGGGCGCACGCCGCCGUCACCAUCCGGGACUGCGGAUGGAUACACGACAAACUCGUCAAGGCGAUAGAAGAGAACAGGAAGAAAUACGCCGAACUGGACGAUUUCACAGCGGGGUACGAACUAGCUCGAACUGAAGGGGAGGACGGUUUACCUGCAUUGUAG